AUGGGAAACUUGUAUAGUAAGAAUCAUCAUCAAGAAGAAGGAGAGAACCGAUGGCAUGGCAUGGGCUAUUCAGUAUUUAGUAGUUUUAGAAGAAGAAACCGAGCGUCCAUACCGCCUUCUUCCUCCUCCUCCGCUUCUACAAGAAGAUCAAGUAUUUCUGCUAAACAACAAAAACGACCUAGUUCUACAAAAUCAUCGGCCAAGCCCCUUCAAAACUCAUCAUCAUGGUUAUCCACCACAACCACUCCUCCUCUUUCACUCACCACCAACUCUUUUCCUUCCUCCAAUCCCAGUCAUACCUCUCAUUCCCUUCAAUCUUUGAGUCAUAGCAAUACCUUGAUGAUGCCUAAUCAUCAAAAUACUUCUCAUAGUGCUGAUUCGUCAAUGAUGGCUUCAACAAGCAUGCUUUUACCUUCUCCUUUCAUCUCUUCCUCGAUCAUUGUUCCUUCUUCGAUGCCAACGACAUUCAAACAAUCUUCGCUCACAACAACAUCACAACAUUAUUCUAGGUUUACCAUCUCCUCUACAAAUACGGUUACUACUGAAAUUAUUGAGUCACCUCCAUUGGCCGUCAACAACGUUCAUCAUCCUCUUGGGAAUAGCGGUUUAACAACAAGUAACAACAACAACAAUAAUAACCAAAAACGAUGUCCUUUAUCAAGACAAUCCUUUUCGCUGCCCAAGUGUAGGUCUUGGAUUAAAGACAAGACGACAAGUUUUCGAAAUUUCCACCUUCGAAGAAGGUCCACCACAGAAGACAGGAGAUCAACCAUAACGGGCGUUCCACUCAUUCCCAUUAGUGACAAUACUCCAAAGGAACAACCAAAAAAUGGAGUUGAACUCUCUGAAACACAUGUUAUCAAUAGUAAUACUAAUACGGACGUGUCAACUGGCGUUUGUCAUGCCACUACAGGUACAGACACACGAGAGGUGAAUAGAAGUAAUGAAAGUAUUGAACGAUCAAAAAGAGUAUACUCCAUAUCGAACUUGAGUGCCGCUAGCGCCGAUUCGUGGUCAAGCAGUGGAAAUGUGCUCCAAAGAGCAGAAGAAUCAGAAACAACCAUGUCUUUUGAUCAGAAGGAUGAUAGAAGAAAAUUGGCCUCAAUUUUGCAAAAUCGAAUCACGAGAUCGAAAUCAGAGUUCAGUAAGCCAAGCAUUUCUCAAGAGGUGACCACUUUUGGUGAUGACUCGUCUCCCCAACGUAUUCCUGUGGCAAGAUCUUCCUCUGCUCCCAGUAUUAUCAAUAAUGAACUCGACGCCUUGCUCAGAGAUGCUAUUGGUUAUCAAUUAUUCAAAGAUUUUUGUGAAAGUGAAUAUUCCGUUGAGAAUUUGAAAUUUUGGAACGAGCUGCAAGAUAUGGAGAAGAAUUUUAUUGACAUGUCAGGAAAGAGAAGAAGCAGGGUCAUUAAUAUGGUCUAUGACAAGUUUUUGGAUGAAAAUUCAACGGAAGAGGUUAAUGUACGAGGUAAAACAAAAAAGCUUAUUGAUCAAGAGAGGAAGAGUGGCAACAUUGACCUAGAAAGAGGAUGUCAACUAAUUCACGAGCUUAAGCGAGAUUUGUACAUUAACAUGAUUGAUUCAUUCUCGAGGUUUCAUCGUACUGAAGAGUAUAGGCUCUGGAAAGAGCUUAAAGAAAAUCCAGAAAACACCUUUGAGUUUUGA
Naegleria fowleri is the source of this 1662-nucleotide messenger RNA. RefSeq lists its product as uncharacterized. The coding region runs from base 1 to 1662 and encodes 553 amino acids. Gene Ontology annotation, biological process: regulation of G protein-coupled receptor signaling pathway. The transcript has a single exon. NCBI's taxonomy places the organism in Eukaryota, Heterolobosea, Eutetramitea, Acrasida, Naegleriidae. The record is from RefSeq and is a predicted model, not a curated record.